AUGUUCGUAUUAUUUUUCCAGGUUCCUUCUGAUCUUUACGCAGAUAGUAUCGAAGAAGACCUGAGAAUAGUUGGUAAGUUCAUUGAUCAAGUUGGAUUUAUCCUUAAUUCUUUACCUCUACUGAAUCCAGAUGUAGCACUAAAGGAUGUUCGUGGUAUACUACGCAGCAGUCGCAGUUUUGGAAGAAUUCAAGAGAUUGUGACAGAAUUGAAUACGUUGGUCGACCUCACAAUAUCGAGCGCGAUGCUGCAUGGUUUAAAAGCAAUUGCGAAAGUAAGUGCUAGUAAUUAA
Molecule: messenger RNA, 291 nt
Organism: Strongylus vulgaris
Lineage: Eukaryota; Metazoa; Nematoda; Chromadorea; Rhabditida; Strongylidae
Source: the annotation of a GenBank genome assembly